CAAGUAUUUGAAUUUGCGCUAACGAAGUGUUCACACGAUCUCUGUGCGAGGUUUAAAGCUUUUCACCUUUGAAUUUCAAAGCUAUUUUCCGUCAAUUAUUGAGUUUUUAGAGAAUAUGUCUCUGCUACCACACGUCUUCGGUUACAACUGGCCUCGUUACCGGCCAAACCGUCUUCUAGAUCAAGAUUUCGGUCUAGCCAUCACGCCGAACGACCUGUUGACCGUUGCCUCCAUUCCCAUGAUCUCUGCAAAUCAUUACCGACCAUGGCACCAACUUGCGAACGCUGCAAGAGAAGUCGAAUCCAACAUCAAGGCAGACAAAGAUAAAUUUCAAGUGAAUUUGGAUGUCCAACAUUUCGCUCCAGAAGAAAUUACCGUGAAGACUGCAAACGGCUACAUCAUUGUCGAAGGAAAACACGAAGAAAAGAAAGACGAACAUGGGUUCAUUUCUAGGCAAUUUGUGAGGAGAUAUGCUCUUCCUGAAGGCUGCAAUCCUGAUACAGUUCAAUCUAAACUCUCUUCUGAUGGUGUUUUGACUGUGACUGCACCAAGAAAACCACCGGCGAUUAAGAACGAACGCAGUAUCCCGAUUCAGCAAACAGGUCCUGUGAAAAAAGAAAUCAAAGAGAACACGGAUAUAGAAGACAAGGCAGACAAGAAGUAAAUGUUUUUUUUUAUUUCAUACAUACCUACCUGAAACAGUGAGACUGAUUAAAUGCUUUUGUUUAUUUAGUUUUUAUGUUAUAAUUAAAUCAUUUAAGUUUCUCAAA
Bicyclus anynana (squinting bush brown) is the source of this 770-nucleotide messenger RNA. Its product is annotated as protein lethal(2)essential for life. The record is from RefSeq and is a predicted model, not a curated record. Bases 116 to 664 code for a protein of 182 amino acids. The transcript has a single exon. Gene Ontology annotation, molecular function: protein folding chaperone. NCBI's taxonomy places the organism in Eukaryota, Metazoa, Arthropoda, Insecta, Lepidoptera, Nymphalidae. Gene Ontology annotation, biological process: response to heat; protein refolding.